Molecule: messenger RNA, 707 nt
Organism: Drosophila yakuba
Lineage: Eukaryota; Metazoa; Arthropoda; Insecta; Diptera; Drosophilidae
Exons: 1
Coding region: 137-544 (135 amino acids)
Source: RefSeq, a predicted model, not a curated record
GCCUUGAGUUUAGUUUUCGAUGCCAUCCAAAUUCUAGUCGUUUAUUCAAAUCGUUCCAAAAGCGUAGAGCAUUAAUCUCCAAAUUUAAAGGUCACUCGAUUGCAACGGAUCCUGCAUCCAAAGUCCCACUUCCAGUAUGUGCAUGCCGUAUCUGAAUAAGCUCUUGGGUGGCGGAGAUCGCCGGCAGCGUCGCACCCGUGAUGGAGGCAUUACCCCGCUGCCCAGCUUGGCCAAUGUGACCCAGGUCUCCAUGGACACCGUCAAGUCCGCCAAGUCAGCGAAGUCAGGGAAGUCGGCAAAGUCCGGCAAGUCCGCCAGUCGCCGCAGUACCAAUGCCAAUGUUAAUCCCUCUGAGUCCAGUGUCAGCAGCAUUGAGGAUAAUACGGAGCAGCCUCUGGCUACCGCCUCCCGAGGAGCUGUGCGCAACACUUCCGCCUCGGUGGCCACCAGUGCUGCUCCAGCAGACGAAGCGAGAGCACGACGUUCCUGGUGGGGUUAUUUUGGCAUGAGCAAAACCAAGAAGUCCAGCAUGGAGUCGCUGUAGGAUUCCAAAGAUCGGGAUUGAAGCGAAUUGCCACCAAUGGGAAAUACAUUCAAUGGGUACGAAUGGUCAUCGAAUUCGGGUUGGAGUCUCUUAUGAACUAAUCAAAAAUCUAUUGCUUAUUCGGUUUCAAGAUAAAAGUUGAAUUAAAAUUUUUAUUUUCGAA